ACUAGAACGUCAGAUUUCCGGAAAUGGCCCCCAGAAAUCAUCGCUCUGUGGUCGAAUUGAUUUAGAUUAAGCUUCCUGAAUGUAGCAGUCUCGCGAUUUAGAAACAAUAUGUCGUGGAAGUACUCUUCCAUUAUUUGGAAAUGAAGUUAGAUUAACCAGGCUAUCUCAUAUCCACAGCCAUGAACAAGAUAUCGAACGUUGUGUAUUCGGGUUGGAUGGUGAAGUCUCCCCCAGAGAAGAAGUUUCGUCUGACUGGGCCCUGGAAAAUAUUCCGAGCUGUAAGUCAAUUUACCCAAGAUGCUACUGACACCAGCAAGUGGAAGCGACGGUUCUUCGUGUUGUUCAAGCCAGCAAGUAGCCUUCCUCACCAGUACCUUCUGAACUACUACACUGACGAGAACUGUAAGAAACUCAAGGGAUGUAUUGACCUUGAACACUGUGAGCAGGUUAUUGAGUCUCUUGACCUUGAUAUAUUUCCGUUCCUCCUGGCACUGAAGACGUUCCACAAGGGCAGAGAACGUACCUACUUUUUGUCUACAGAUACAGAAGAUGAGAUGACCACCUGGGUCCGUAGCUUGUGUAGUGUCUGUGGCCUCAAGCCAGAGGAAAGUCCAGACUUGCCCCCAGAAAAACCAGAUGCUCCACAUAACCAUGACAACAGUAACGCCAUGGCUUCGCCUGUGGCUGUGGUACCACCCCGUCCACAAAGGUCCCAGACUGUAUCAUCACAGCCACAGACAGAUGUGAAGAUGCGUGGACGGUCUAUUGGGAGGACCAACUCCAAAUCAGGUUCUCACUACAUACCAUUAUCAGAUUGCCUUAGUGAAAAGUCGCGACGAUCAAGCAUACCGGAUGAAGUGGCACCUCCACCCCCUAUGAAAGCUCCUAAACCUCCAGCCCCUCUUCCUGAGGGGGAUGACAGUGUGUUCCAACAGACAUAUGACACACCCAAACAGCGUGGUGUAGAAGAUGAGACAGACUCAGAUGUUUAUAAAGUACCUCCCCCGCGGCGGGAGGAAGGAGCAACCCUGGAGGUAUAUGACAUCCCUCCUCCAGCCCGUCAGUCACCGAGUACUCCUCGCUCGUCUAGCAGUGAGAGCCAGAAGGACUCUGCCUAUUCCUCUCAGUCUGCCUUAACAGGCCUCACUUACGACUAUCCCCCUACUCACCCCGACCGCGCCCCAACAUCUGAUGAAGUCUACGAUUUCCCACCACCCAACCCCCAGAUGAUACAAACUCAUUCUGAUGUGCCCCCUCCUCGACCCCCUAAGGCUUCUGCCCUGAGUCAAGAGCCCUAUCAGAACUUACCCUCCAACAGUGUCGUUGUAAAGGAACACAAACAAAGCAGUAUGGAUUUAAAUGUUGUUGUGCCACCUACAAUAUCUGAACGUGGCCCAGUAGGCCAGAGUUAUGAUGUACCACGGGCACAGAAUGCCAUUCGCAACCUGUCUCUUUAUGACAUGCCAAAACCACAACUGAAUGGAGGUUCUAAAAAAGACUCAAGUUUGCUGGCAAUCCCCCCUCCUCCCCAGUCAUGUGCCAGUAUGUCGUCCCAUAGCUACAUCAAUGCUGCUAGGGGGUAUGUCCCCACCCCUAAGGACAAAAUUGAGGAUGCCUACCUUCCUAUGGAGCGUGCCUUUCCUCCUAGUGACUCUAUGGACAAAAGUGCGUACUCUGACAUGUCACGUAUACCCACAUCUCCCAUAAACUAUACUGACAUGUCAGUUUUAUCACCAGACUACGACACCCCACCCAAACCUGGCCUCCCUCCCAGGGUAUCACCCAGGGCCAGCAAUGACACCGGACUUGAAGGAAUGACACGGACAGAAGGUGACACCUACACAAUAUUUAGUAAUGCUCGAACACGCAGCUUCAAGCGUAACAACUAUAUCGACCACAGUGGAAGGGUAGAUGCUCCUACAACACUGCGAGUCCAGCUUCCUUACGUGUCAAAUAACCGACACCCAGAUUUCUCGACGAGUUCAGAGGAAGAAGACGAGCCAGUGCUAGGUGACCCUUCCCAGAUUAUGAUGCCUCGAGGACAUGGCUCAAAUCUCUGGGGCAGCACACCACCAGCACCAAAGCGACAAGAAGCAGAGCUGAAAUAUCUUGACCUUGCUCUGGAUGACACAUCAGACAAGGAAGCUAUGCGGUCACCGCACAGCCACACCGGACAUUCCACACCGACGGAGUACCGAGAGAUAGACUUCGUCAAAACACAAGCACUCAGUGAUGUCAAAAAGACUGUUGACAAUCAGCGUAAACAUGACGACCAAUGACCUCUGACAAUCAGCGUAAACAUGACGACCAAUGACCUCUGGUAUCACGUCAUACAUGAUAUGGCAGUAGGAUUUUAAAUGUGGGAACAUGAUUUUGAUGCAUCUGGAAGGGUGAAAUGUUAUUGUUGAACUUUGAAAUGUGGGCACAAGCCGUUCAUAUGACGGGGAGGUUUGAUGGUUACAGAUGUCACAAGCCAUUCAUAUGUCAGGGAGGUUUGACAAUACAGUUGUUACAAACCGUUCAUAUGACGGGGAGGUUUGACAGUACAGUUGUUACAAACCGUUCAUAUGACGGGGAGGUUUGACAGUACAGUUGUUACAAACCGUUGAUAUGACGGGGAGGUCUGAAGACUACAGUCGUCACAAUCAUGUAUUUGGGAGAGUUACAACAUGUAUGCCUCUGACCACAACAUUCUUUGUGAAUUUGGCUGAUGGACAGACAGAGUGAAACAUCCCAUCUUUUAAAAUACAACUGACCAAUGUAAUGUGUUCCAAGUCACAUUUAUCAAUUAACUUUCUUCAUUAUCAUAGCUGUAAUGUCACUGCUAGUCGACUUUCACCACUGUAAAACAACUAAAGGUUUUACAAGUGGUCUACCAUAUGCUAGAGUGUGAAAGUAUAUCAUAGCAGAUCAUAUACACUGCGACAGUCUGUUUCUGAAACUCGAGACACAAUUGUCACAAAACUGUCACAAUUAAGCCAUAUGUCACAAAUAUAUCACAGAUUUGUCCCACCCAUGUCACAAUCUAGAAAACAUUGACCCAUGCUGUCCUCCAUUUUACCCAAGUCAGGUUAUGAACCUUUGAACAGUAAAAGGCCACCACUUUCCUUCCCACCUGGUGAAUUUGUUCACCAUACUCUGAAUUAAGUCCCCUUAUAUGCUGUGUGUGUAUUAUAUAUCAAUAAUUUGUCAAUUAGAAAUGCCAUAAUUAUUGAUAAUAGAUUAUAUAUUUACAAUUUCUAUUUUAUAUUUCAUGCAUCAUUUAAUUUUGUCGAAGUGUGUUGAAACCAAUUCCCCUCUAUGGUGAAAUAAUACAUGUACAGGAAUUCCUAUAUGGUGAAACAAUGUGGGAAUUCCUAUAUGGUGAAAUAAUGUGGGAAUUCCUAUAUGGUGAAACAAUGUGGGAAUUCCUAUAUGGUGAAAUAAUGUGGGAAUUCUUAUAUGGUGAAACAAUGUGGGAAUUCCUAUAUGGUGAAACAAUGUGGGAAUUCUUAUAUGGUGAAAUAAUGUGGGAAUUCUUAUAUGGUGAAACAAUGUGGGAAUUCCUAUAUGGUGAAAUAAUGUGGGAAUUCAUAUAUGGUGAAAUAAUGUGGGAAUUCAUAUACAUGUAUGGUGAAAUAAUACAGGAAUUCCUAUAUGGUGAAACAAUGCAGGAAUUCAUUUGAAUACUGAUAGAUUCUCAUUUGCACCAUGAAGAUGUUGUUUUCCUAAAUAGUCAAAUUAUUUUAUAUCUUCAAGUAAGGAAAAAUAAUUGAUAAUUUUCACAACUAGUUUGAAAUCACUGUGUUCUAAUCAGGUCACUAGACAGUCAAUAAAUUCAUUCUUUAUCAUGAAGGGAGAGUCUCAUUAUGAGAUGGUAGGACCUAUUACCGAGGUAAAGGGCGUACAUGUCUCAACAUGAGAUUGUACAACUUGUUGCCAUGGUAAACGGUGUAUGUCUCGCUGUGAGAUGGUACGUCUGUACUGAAGUCAUUAAGGCGUGUCUUACUAUGAGAUAGUAUGGCCCAUCAUUUUACAAUGAAUUCCCAAUCAGACCCCAACACAACGGUGCAAUAAUUCAGUAUAUUAUUAACAAUUGUUAAAUCUGUUAUCUAAGAUACCAAUUGUGUUUGUUAAUUUCCUUUUAAGCCGGUGCCAAUGAUAAAACGGUCACUUAUAAUCAAAGUAUUCUUACCACCUUCCCCCUCAUCAUUCUGUUUGUUAGGAAAUACCAUAAAUCAUAAUGCUGAACUGUUUUGAGUCAUAACGUCAUGCAAAGAUGUUUUUGAUAAAAUAUGAAAAUCUGAGAUGAAGAAUGUAUCUAUUGUUGUCAUUUUAAAUAGGUGUUCCUUAGCGAUGUUUUUGCUUGACAUAUUUUAUGGAAAUAUUUGUUUCACUGCUAGUCAGGAAUUGUAAAUGCCAAGACAAGGGAAAUAAAUCUAUACCAGAAAAAUUUACAUCAAAUUUUAAAACCAGCUCUGACAGUUUUCUACACCUUUCUCUGAUGAAAAAACAUUUAAGAUAUGACAUCAUAAUAUGAUGCAGCACUUUAAAGAAAGCAUUACAAAUAUAAUGCUGAAAUGCCCAGUAAUGCUUAAAAGAUAUGCCAAAUAAGGCAAACAAAUCUCGUGCCAGUAAACCUGUUGAACAUAAUGUUACAAAUAUAUAAAGUAUUAUAAUAUCAACAUGUUUGAAAGCCAAAUCAAUCUCCUGAAGGUCAUUGAUAGCCAAAUCAAUCACCUGAAGGUCAUAUCCUACAUUGUAAAUGAUCAUGCUAGAUAUUUUACUGAUAAGAGAUGAUUUUCAGAUUGCUGUGAAUUUAAUUAUUUUAGUAGAUACAUUUUUAUUUUAUUUCAGCAUAUUUUAAACUAUUUCAAUGUAUUUUAUAAUGGCUAUAUAGUCAUCAAGUUAGUGUUUUCUUUGUUUCAACAGUACACUAAUUAGGACAGUACACUAAUUAGGACAGUACAUUAAUUAGGACAGUACAUUAAUUAGGACAGUACACUAAUUAGGACAGUACACUAAUUAGGACAGUACACUAAUUAGGACAGUACACUAAUUAGUAAACACUGAGACAGUACAUUUCUACGAACAAUGUCUUUUAAUUCUGAUUUAAACUUGUGUACAAUAUGAUUUGGUGUUCUGUUCCCAUGGAGGUUAGACAUUGUCCAUUAUGUUUUGCUUAUAUGACAUUACCAGCUGAAUAGGAAGUAAGAUUUUAAACAACAAUCAUAGACUAUGACACACCAAUAUAAUUAUUGAUCAUGAAGCUAGUACAUUAGUUUGGUGCCAAAGUAUUUUUGUAAAUAUAUAUUUUAUCUUAUGUGGUCCACUAAGGAUUCUUGUCACAUUUACUACUCUGAAAGAGAUUUGGUAUUCUUGUGUACCUACAGCAGUCAAAUACUUGACCUUUUGUCCCCUAAAUACAGAAGUAUUCAUUAAUUUUUUCUUCUAGUCCAUGUCAGUCUGUCCUUUCGUCCCCUAAAUACAAAACUAUUCAUUAGUUUUGUCCUCUGAUCCAUGUAGCCCUGUCCUUUUGUCCUCUAAAUACAAAACUAUUCAUUAAUUUUGUCCUCUGAUCCAUGUAGAGCUGUUCUUUUGUCCCCUAAAUACCAAACUAUUCGUUAAUUUUGUCCUCUGAUCCAUGUAGCGCCGUUCUUUUGUCCCCUAAAUACCGAACUAUUCGUUAAUUUUGUCCUCUGAUCCAUGUAGCCCUGUCCUUUCGUUCCCUAAAUACCAAACUAUUCGUUAAUUUUGUCCUCUGAUCAAUGUAGAGCUGUUCUUUUGUCCCCUAAAUACCAAACUAUUCGUUAAUUUUGUCCUCUGAUCCAUGUAGCCCUAUCCUCUGGUCCAUGUAGCCUUGUCCUUUCGUUCCCUAAAUACCGAACUAUUCGUUAAUUUUGUCCUCUGAUCCAUGUAGCCCUGUCAUACCUUCGUGUAUAAUUAUUCUAUUUAUUUUUUAUAUAGAUGUGUUGUUUACUAAUUUUGAAACUAAUGGGAUAUUUUGGAUCAAGACUGUUUGCUAUUAUUAACCUCUAUAUAAGUAUUAUACAUAUUAUAACCAUAUAUCAAACGUGGGUGGAAUAGAAAUGGCGGAACUUUAAAGGUGGAAGAGUGACGUACAAUGUACAGGUGCAGUGCACACAAAUUUUUACAUUUACUAAUAACUGAUUUUUAUCGUACUGUAAAUAUAUUUCAAAGCAAUGUCAAUUGAUGAGAGAUCUGUGCCUCUUUUAAGCCAAUCUUUUGUUAUAUUUAUAUUUUUUCAAAGUUGUUUUCUUCAGAAUUUGAAGAAGGAUACGGUAGUUAUAGAAGAACAAUGCCGUAUGUGUGGAUUUUCAAUUAGGGAUGUAGACCAUCUAUACUGAUUUACACUACAUAAUGUACUACUUUAUCUAGCACGGACUACUGAGCUUUUUGUAGAACUCCAUCAAUAUAGUAUCUAAUAACCCUAUUGUAACCCUGGUAAAUACUAGCCACAAUAUACCGCUGGGCUAGGGAGAUCUUCUCUUUAGCUCGAUCAGUUAAGCGUAAGACUAGUAAGCCAGGGGUCCCGGGUUCGAUACCUAGCGGAGGCAGUGAUUUAAAUUUAAUUAAUUCUGCGCUGUUACAUUGGCGCCCAUGUAGGGCCCCGGGAAUGAUACUCAUCGCUGCUUGCGAAGGCAUCGCUGUUACCCCCUGGAAAACUCAAUGACGAGUUCUUUCCUAGAGAGGUAAUAUGUAACCCUGGUAAUAAAUACUAGCCACAAUAUACCACUCGGCUAGGGAGAUCUUCUCUUUAGCUCAAUUGGUUGAGCGUAAGACUAGUAAGCCAGGGGUCCCAGGUUCGAUCCCUAGUGGAGGCAGUGAUUUAAAUUUAAUUAAUUCUGCGCUCUCUUACAUUAUGAAAUAUUGAUCUUAUUGUGAGUACUACUAAUAGAAAGUGUAAUGGCUGUACUGAGCAUUGGGGUUUCUUGCUGUGUCUGCCCUGCAAUAACUUAUGUUAAUAGGACAUAAAACAAUACUAAAAGUAGGUCUUAAUUUCAAGAUUUCAUAAAAUGUGUUUAUACUACUUAGCCAUGCUAGUGCAGUAUUUGAAUUCAGCAAUACAAUUCUAAAGAUAUAUAUUUGAUCCUGUGAUAAUACUAGUACCCAAAUCCUCCAUUCACUCCUCAUACAUGUAACAAGCUUCAUAACCCCCAAUGUGAAACCCCAUAUUUUAAAGAUUUUACUGUUUCAUGACAACAAACUGACCGACACAUCAUAGUUUACGAUUUUACCGAUAGGUGACAAUAAGCUAACCGACACAUCUUUAGUUUACGAUAAACCAAUAGGUGACAAUAAACUGACCGACACAAUAAAGUUUAUUAUUUACCGAUAGGUGGCAAUAAGCAGACUGACACAUCAUAGUUUACGAUUUUACCGAUAGGUGACAAUAAGCUAACUGGGUGACAAUAAGCUAACUGACACAUCUUUAGUUUACGAUAAACCAAUAGGUGACAAUAAACUGACCGACACAACAAAGUUUAUGAUUUACCGAUAGGCGGCAAUAAGCAGACUGACACAUCAUAGUUUACGAUUUUACCGAUAGGUGACAAUAUUCUGACUGACACGUCAUAGUUUACAAUUUUACCAAUGGGCAACAAUAAGUUGACAGACACAUCAUAGUUUACGAUUUUACCGAUAGGCGACAAUAUGCUGACCGACACAUCAAAGUUUACGAUUUUACUGAUAGGCGACAAUAUGCUGACCGACACAUCAAAGUUUAAGAUUUUACUGAAAGGCGACAAUAAGCUGACGGACAUCUUAGGUUAUGUUUUUACCAAUAUGUUUUUGAAGCUUGUCCUCAACAUGAAUUGGAAUCAUGUUGUAUCAACCAAUAUACAAUGUAUUAACUCAGCCAAACCUUGUUUAUAAAUAUUCAUAGUCAUGACAUGUAAUGAUUUUUUUUUUUUUUGCAUUAAUGAGUAAUGGCACUACUUUGUACAAAAUGGCAGAUAUAUUGUAAUAGUGCUGGUUUAUAACUUGUGGUACUGCUAACCAUGUGAUACUGUAAUUAGGAAGCCAUAGGUGAUUACAUGUGGUUAUAUAUGGCGAGUCCAUUGUUUUAGAACAUGUAUUGGAUCUACUUCCUCUGGUCAGACGACCUUUUAGAUCUGAAUGUAAUGUCCUCUGACCAGGGAAAGUAUGUUUGAUCUAAAUGUAUGGUUCCCUGAUCAGAGUCCCUGUUGACCUAUAAAAUAAAAUGAUGAAAUAUU
This is a messenger RNA of Pecten maximus, 8216 nucleotides long. Its product is annotated as GRB2-associated-binding protein 2-like. The transcript has 7 exons. The coding region runs from base 180 to 2279 and encodes 699 amino acids. Lineage: Eukaryota; Metazoa; Mollusca; Bivalvia; Pectinida; Pectinidae. The record is from RefSeq and is a predicted model, not a curated record.